Letharia columbiana is the source of this 435-nucleotide messenger RNA. RefSeq lists its product as uncharacterized. The coding region runs from base 1 to 435 and encodes 144 amino acids. NCBI's taxonomy places the organism in Eukaryota, Fungi, Ascomycota, Lecanoromycetes, Lecanorales, Parmeliaceae. The transcript has a single exon. The record is from RefSeq and is a predicted model, not a curated record.
AUGUCCGAGCCGUCAACCACCAACGUCGAAGCUCUGAAGGAAAACCGGACUGUGACUAAUGAGGGAGGUAAGGAUACCACUGGUAGCAAGAUCCCGAAACGUUGGACAGGAACUGUCAUAGAUGUUGAUCAUGAGGAGUGGGAUGAUUGGAGGGACCAGUGGCAAAUCUUGAUCGUGUCGGCGGCCUUUGAAAAAGCAACGAAGACAUGGGCCAAGGCACCACAGGAAGGAUGGGCUAACGGCAGAAAGGUUUACUUCAUCCUCAAGGAUGAAGACCCAAGCAAGAAGACAGGCGGGCCUAGAUAUUCCAGGCGCAACCUCGAGCUCAGGUGGGGUGUAAAGGCCAAGGCCCCGUGGCAUCCAGACACGCCGAGGAUCGAUGAUACGCGGUUUGUCUGGUUGGACGCGCCCAUUAGUGACGAUGCAGCGAGCUGA